ACAGAUGGCUGCGAGGAUGAGGUGACUCCUCCUGGCACUGACAGUGACAGUCCAAACACAGUCUCUCCCACGGUCGGUCCCGGCAGCUCUCCAGGCUUUGCCCUAAACACCUUGGAGGGGGAGGUGGCCCGAUGACCAUGAAGGAUGGGCUGGUACAUUCCACCUGAGAGGAGUGCAGGUCCCCUAUGAGCAAAGGGCUCCUCUCCUCCCUCCGAGCGAGUCUGGAGCGCACAUAGCCAGGGUGUGCCCGGCUCCUCACUGUGGAAUGGGCAGAGUGUAGGACUUCGUGCUGUUGGACCCAUCACCCUGCUCCCUCCAGCUCCUGCAGAGUGUAGACUGGGCCCCAGGAGUCACGUUUACUAAUGAAUCAGCUCUUAGAACAAAUGUCAGAGUUAUACUUGCCAUUUCCCGGCCUUGAUGUGCCUCCCCUGGCUUCUUCCUAGAAUCUGCCUGUAAGUGGAAUUCUUGUAAAUUAGAUUAUUCAGGGACCUUGACAUUUAAAGGAAUCAUGUUAUAAGGCUUUUGGUAAAGCAAAAAAUUAUAUUGUCGGUAAUGGCCUUCAGUGUUACCAGUUUUGAAGAGUCAGAUUUUUAUCUGUGGGGUUUUCUUAAAAGUGGAAACUGGCUGUAACUACACAAAGCUUUCUUUGAUUCACUCAACAACCAAUUAGCAAACACCCACCUGGUAUCAGGUGCUGGACUAAUGGCUUUCAGAGUAAUGGCCCUGCCCCAGGAAGCUUGCAUCCAGGGAGGGCAGGCAAGGCAGGCAGGCAGGCAGAGAGGAGAGCCCGAUGUUUGGCCCCAGGUUUAUUCUUUCCACUUAACUGGGAAGUGCAUGUUUCGUUGAAUACCUGUGUGCCACGUGGGAUCCGCCUCGGUGUCACCUUCUCUCAGACGCUGCCUUGUCCGCCAUUCGGGAAGGAUGCCUUCAGCCUUUGGGUUCCCACGGCACUGUCUGACUCAGUGAGAGUCUUCAUUGUUUCCCCAUGUUUUUGUUGGUUUCGUUUCUGCCCUGUCUCCUACUGACUGCAAGCUCUGGGGGUCAGACUCAAUGUUGACCAGCCUCAUAGCAACUAGAACAGCACCUACCAGGGUGGACAUUUGUCACAAGUGCCAGGGCCUCAGGGUAGAGCGAGAUCCUAAUGUCCCUCCCGGGCAAAAUGUGGCCUGCUGGCUGAGGGUGGAGCUGUCCUCCUGCUCUGAGCAGAGUGGGGGGCCUGAGCUCUGCUGCCAGGCCCCUGCUGUUGCUUUUGGUACUUUGUCCAUCUGGUGACACUCCUAUCAAAGUCUGCUUUGGCUCUUGCCCCUGUAGUUCACACAGCUGCCAACAGUCUUCCAGAAACACACAUCUCAUGUCCUCCCUGCUCAACCCAUAGUAGUUCAAGCUCACUGCUCUUUAGGGUGAAAUCUAAACUACUAAACGUGACCCCUAGGACCUUGAGUUUCCUGUUGCAAGGGCCCUGUGUAGGCUCUUUUCUUCCUGGGCAGUCUUCUUGCCCCGUCUGCUUAGUGAACUCUCCCUCAUUCACUGUUUCAUCUGAUGGCACUUCCCCAGGGGCCUUCCAUGACGCCGCUGGAGUUAGGUCCUUCUAGAGUGUGCCCUUCUAGGGUCCUGGACUUCACAGCCCUUACAGUUGCGAUUGAGUUGAGCUGUUUCCAUCGCCCUGUUCACAGCACGGUGCCUGGCAGAGUCCUGGCCAGUUGUGAUGACUGGAUCCCACAGUGAGGGUGCUUCUGUGCUGAGCAGUGAGGGAGGGAGGCAUGGGGACUGCUCAGGCCCCUCCCACCGUCAGCCCCGAUGCCCACUAUAGCAGGCAUGGGCCCCUUGCUUCUCGGUCCUUUCUCACGUGCAGAUCAGAUUCUGUCCCCUGGAGUCAGGCACCGAGCUAGGUGGUGUGUAGAGAAAGCAAAGCACUAGAAGCCAGGGUUCUGGGUCCCCUGCUCUGUGAACAUAGCUUUGUAAAAUGACUUGAAUGCAAGAGACAGAAGGACUGUCCUUCAAGGGGUUGGCAGCAGAGUAGGGGUCACUGGACAUUCUGUGGCAGGACUGUGACCAAUGAAGCGCCGUGUGGGACAGGCCCUUGACCAGGCUGGUUCCCUUAUUCAGGGGCGCUGCUGAGCUUGCCUGAGAGAGACGUGGCUGGGGACAGCAUGACGAGCGAGGUGAUAGAAGACGAGAAACAGUUCUACUUGAAGGCCAAGACGUACUGGAAAGAGGUCCCGCCAACAGUGGACGGCAUGCUUGGGGGGUACGGCCACAUCUCCAGCAUCGACAUCAGCAGCUCCCGGAAGUUCCUGCAGAGGUUUCUGAGGGAAGGCCCCAACAGGACAGGCACCUCCUGCGCCCUGGACUGUGGUGCCGGCAUCGGCAGGAUCACCAAGCGGCUGCUCCUGCCGCUCUUCAAGGUGGUGGACAUGGUAGACGUGACGGAGGACUUCCUGGUGAAAGCAAAGACCUACCUGGGUGAGGAGGGCAAGCGGGUGAGGAACUACUUCUGCUGUGGCCUCCAGGACUUUAGCCCCGAGCCUGGCUCCUACGACGUCAUCUGGAUCCAGUGGGUGAUAGGCCACCUGACCGAUCAGCAUCUGGCUGAGUUCCUGCGGCGCUGCAAGCGGGGCCUGCGCCCUAAUGGUGUCAUCGUCAUCAAAGACAACAUGGCCCAGGAGGGCGUGAUCCUGGACGACGUGGACAGCAGCGUGUGCCGGGCCCUCGAGGUGGUCCACAGCAUUGUCCGCAGCGCAGGCCUCAGCCUCCUGGCUGAAGAGCGGCAGGAGAACCUUCCGGACGAGAUCUACCAUGUCUACAGCUUGGCCCUGAGAUGAGCAGGGCUGGCAGGAGGAGGGACCAGUGCAGGGUGGGGAGCUGGCAGCCAGGCGCCAUCCAGAGGCUCCAUGUCGAUGGUUCACAGGUGCUGAGUGAGGCCACUAAAUAUACCUG
Messenger RNA from Miniopterus natalensis, 2937 nucleotides. The record is from RefSeq and is a predicted model, not a curated record. Lineage: Eukaryota; Metazoa; Chordata; Mammalia; Chiroptera; Miniopteridae.